Messenger RNA from Echinops telfairi (small Madagascar hedgehog), 1392 nucleotides. RefSeq names its product keratin 36 (gene KRT36). The record is from RefSeq and is a predicted model, not a curated record. The transcript is spliced from 7 exons. Gene Ontology annotation, molecular function: structural molecule activity. The coding region runs from base 1 to 1392 and encodes 463 amino acids. NCBI's taxonomy places the organism in Eukaryota, Metazoa, Chordata, Mammalia, Afrosoricida, Tenrecidae.
AUGGCCACCCAGAUCUGCACCCCAACUUUCUCUGCUGGCCUUUGUGGCUCAGCAGGCAGCAUCUCCCGGGUGUCCUCCUUCCGUUCUCUGGGCUCCUGCAGGGUCCCCAGUCUUGCCGGGGUGGCAGGCGCCGCCUCAUCUGUUAGGUCGGGCCUUUCGGGUCUUGGGAGCUGCUUGCCUGGCUCCUACCUGCCUGCUGGGUGCCACCCUUCUAGCUUUGUUGGGUCUGGGGGCUGGUUCUGCGAGGGCUCCUUCAAUGGCAACGAGAAGGAGACCAUGCAGUUCCUGAAUGACCGGCUGGCCAACUACCUGGAGAAGGUGCGGCAGCUGGAGCGGGAGAACGCGGAGCUCGAGUGCCGCAUCCGCGAGUGGUACGAGUCUCAGAUUCCAUACAUCUGCCCGGACUACCAGUCCUACUUCAAGACCAUCGAGGAUCUGCAGCAGAAGGUCCUGCUGACCAGGGCUGAGAAUACCAGGCUGGUCCUACAAAUUGACAAUGCCAAGCUGGCCGCUGAUGACUUUAGGACCAAGUACGAGACAGAGCUGUCCAUGCGGCAGCUGGUGGAGGCCGACAUCAAUGGCCUGCGCAGGAUGCUGGACGAGCUGACCCUGUGCAAGGCUGACCUGGAGAUGCAGGUGGAGUCCCUGAAGGAGGAGCUGCUGUGUCUCAAGAGGAACCACGAGGAGGAAGCCAAUGCACUCCGCUGCCAGCUCGGGGACCGGCUGAACGUGGAGGUGGAUGCGGCCCCGCCCGUGGAUCUCAACAAGGUCCUUGAAGACAUGAGAGCCCAGUACGAGGCGCUGGUGGAGAAUAACCGCAGAGACGUGGAGGCCUGGUUCAACACUCAGACGGAGGAGCUCAACCAGCAGGUGGUGUCCAGCUCGGAGCAGCUGCAGUGCUGCCAGGCCGAGAUCAUCGAGCUGAGACGCACCGUCAACGCCCUGGAGAUCGAGCUGCAGGCCCAGCACAGCAUGCGGAACUCCCUGGAAUCCACCCUGGCUGAGACCGAGGCCCGCUACAGCGCCCAGCUGGCCCAGAUGCAGUGCCUGAUCACCAACGUGGAGUCCCAGCUGGCCGAGAUCCGCUGUGACCUGGAGCGUCAGAACCAUGAAUACCAGGUGCUGCUGGACGUCAAGGCCCGGCUGGAGUCGGAGAUCGCCACCUACCGCCGCCUGCUGGACGGAGAGGAUUGCAGGCUGCCUGCCCACCCCUGUGCCACGGAAUGCAAGCCUGCCUUGAGGGUGCCCUAUCUCCCGAGCAUGCCCUGUGCCACCAGUGUGCCCUGCGCCCCAGCUCCCCAGCUCAGCGCCCAGAUCCGGACCAUCACAGAGGAGCUCCGCGACGGCAAAGUCAUCUCCUCCAGGGAACACGUGCAGUCCCGCCCGCUGUGA